Cooperia oncophora is the source of this 1230-nucleotide messenger RNA. The record is from the annotation of a GenBank genome assembly. NCBI's taxonomy places the organism in Eukaryota, Metazoa, Nematoda, Chromadorea, Rhabditida, Trichostrongylidae.
AUGUCAGACAUGGGCAACCUCAUUAGCAGUGAUGAUGAACUACCUCCGAAGCUUAAUGGACUCAAGGAAGAUUCGUUCGUAUUCUAUACGAUUUCUGAACGUUGGCCAAAGACCAUCGCUAAAACAGUGGAUCACUUCCACCGUAAACGGCGAGACUUCAUCGAUCAAUAUGGACCGGAGGCGGAUGCAGACGUGAAGGCAAUCAUAGGAGAGCUGUCCGAGCUUCGUUAUCGGAUCUCGACUGAUAAACCUUUAGAAGACCUCAGUGACACGUCAUUCAGCUACGAUAUGUGGAAUAAAGCUCUGUCUCGAAUGAGGGCUCAGCAUGGUGAAGAUGAGGUAACGUGGUUCAAAACCGAGUGGUUAUUCGCGGAAUGUUAUUUGUACAGAAGACUCGUUGGAUGUACAGCGAAGACAAAAUAUCUGAAAAGUUUCGAUUUUUUCAUGGAACAAAAGGUUGAAGGAUUCAACAGCCACAUAGAACAAAUACGAGAUGGUAUCAAGUAUAUGUUCGCCGUUGCUCAGAAUUUGACUAUACAGCAGGAACGUGAAACAUUAGAGGUUCUCUUAAAGAUGUGCUUAUGGGGGAAUAGAUGCGACUUGUCUUUGUCUUGUGGAGACGCUACACAACUCGCUCAAUCUCCGAUAGAUAGUGCUCGGCAGUUGGAUUCGUUUGUUUUGUGCAAUGAUCUCGGGACAGCUAUAGACAAAUUCUUCCUGAAACUCAAGCCGAAUAAGGCAGGUUCGAGACAGCUCCACAUCGUCCUCGAUAAUGCUGGCCCUGAACUUAUGGGUGAUCUCAUUCUCGCCGAGUAUCUCAUGCAAACAAAGCUCGUCGACAAGACAGUACUGCAUGGAAAGGAGUAUCCUUACUUCGUCUCUGAUGUAACGGGAGGUGACUUCGAAUGGACAAUGACGGAGUUGAAAAAACGUGGAGAUAUGAAAUCAGUGGCUCGCGAGCUGUACGUACAAUUGACGGAAGCUUCACUGAUCAUGUUCAAAGGAGAUCUGAAUUAUAGAAAAUUAGUUGGCGAUAGAGACUGGCCGUAUAGAACUCCAUUGAAGACAGCUUUAUGCGGUUUCCUGCCGGCACCAAUACUCGCCCUACGGACCCUCAAAUCGGAAACAGUAGCUGGUCUUCCAGACGCUGUUGCUGCACGUAUGGAAAAAGAACCUGACCAAAAGUGGAUGGUCACUGGAGAGCAUGGAAUAGCACAGCUUGCUUAUUGA